AAACUGUUAAAACUGUACAGAAAAGGACAAGCUUUUUGUCGAAAGAACGAAAAAGAAAUUCAGAUGAGAUCAGAAGACGAUGCAAAUUGCAAGGGCAAGCAUGCCUUCUGAUACUAUUUCGAAGAUUGUAUGUGAAGCCAGCGAAGAAUCAAAUCAAACAAUUGGAUAAGAAGAAAUUAAGAGGUGGGGUCCGAUUCUGAGCCAGAAAAUAUCUGUAGUCUUUAUCUCUUCUAAUCAAGCAUGGAAUUAUUGCGAUUUCAUCGAAAAACCCGUUAUCGAUCGCUGAAGGAGUCGAAAAUAUUCGAGUAGGAGAUGGAGCGACGACAGAUGAGGGUUGUGAAUAUUGAAUCCUUGGAAUCGUGGAACUCCUACUUGACCCAACCCACUCAUCAGGAUUCUCUCAUUGUCGUGCACUUCACUGCUUCUUGGUGCAUGCCUUCAGUAGCUAUGAAUCCAUUCUUUGAAGAACUGGCUUUUAACUACCCAGAUGUUCUGUUUCUCACAGUCGAUGUUGAUGAAGUUAAGGACGUGGCUGCUAAACUGGAGAUAAAGGCAAUGCCAACUUUCUUGCUGAUGAAGAAUGGGAUUCAGAUUGACAAGCUUGUGGGUGCAAAUCCUGAAGAGACAAGGAAACGGAUAGAUGCAUAUGUUGAGACCAUACAUGCUGCUUAAUGUAAUAACAUCUUUAUGGUGUUGUCUGUAAUAUAUAUAUAUAUAUAUAUAUAUAUAUAUAUGGCUGUGGUUUUGGCAUCUACUGAAAGACAAGUUGCAAGACUGGCUCUUGUUUAUGUGGUUUCAGUCUCUCAGAUCAUGUAAAUUCAAGUUUUAAAACUGUUCUUCAUUCUCUGUUUAAUUUUGUUUCAUUUUCUAUGCAAA
Molecule: messenger RNA, 876 nt
Organism: Momordica charantia (bitter melon)
Lineage: Eukaryota; Viridiplantae; Streptophyta; Magnoliopsida; Cucurbitales; Cucurbitaceae
Gene: CXXS1
Product: thioredoxin family protein CXXS1
Source: RefSeq, a predicted model, not a curated record